AAUCACCCCGCCCCUGGCUUCCAUUUCUGAACUGAGGGACACCGCGCUCGCGUAGAAGAUCCUCGCAUUUACACACAUUUUCUCAUGUAAAUAAAGUAGGUUCUGUUGGUGUAAAUUAGCAACAGAUACCCGAGAGCGUUUUAAAUUGUACUACUUUCUCGGCUUGGAUUCCAGUUUGAAUAGUGGCUUUAACCGAAGCUGGCCUUUUAUUUCCCGUUUUAACUUUCCUUAAGCGGCGUUUUCCGCCGUUUUUUUUCUUUCGUUUCGCCCCACUCACUCUCCCCCUUGUGUGAGUAGGGGCCUGUAACGUUGGUUUAGCCACGAGGCGCGUCGGUACAGCCAGAAUUGGGCUAUGGCGGAGUUCGGGAACGGACUGGCGGAGGAAUCCCUUUUGGACUCUGAUCCUGGUCACCCAGAGUUGGAAGACACAGGAGUUGGCGACGAGGAGCCGGGGUUAGAAGAGGGAGAGGCCGCUAUCGAGGACCCGGAGCUGGAGGCAAUCAAAGCCCGGGUGCGAGAGAUGGAGGAGGAAGCUGAGAAGCUGAAGGAGUUACAGAACGAGGUGGAGAAACAGAUGAACCUCAGCCCCCCACCUGCUGGUCCUGUCAUAAUGUCCAUAGAGGAGAAGAUGGAAGCUGAUGGGCGCUCGAUCUACGUAGGAAACGUGGACUAUGGGGCCACAGCAGAGGAACUGGAGGCUCACUUCCAUGGCUGCGGCUCUGUCAACAGAGUCACCAUCCUGUGUGACAAGUUCACAGGGCAUCCCAAAGGGUUUGCGUAUAUAGAGUUUGCAGACAAGGAGUCUGUAAGGACAGCCAUGGCCUUGGACGAGUCUCUGUUUCGAGGAAGACAGAUAAAGGUGGGCGCCAAGAGGACGAACCGGCCCGGCAUCAGCACCACAGACCGAGGGUUCCCACGGGCCCGCUUCCGCUCACGAGGGGGAAACUUCUCAUCGUCGCGCGCACGCUACUACAGCGGUUACACACCGCCCAGAGGCAGAGGACGGGCGUUCAGGUUUCAGGACCAGUGGAGGCUGUCCACCCCUCCUCCCGUGGCAGCGCCCCCUACAGUCUCAGCGGCGUCUCUCUCUCUCUCUGCCCCCGCUAUGCACACUCACCCCAUCCUGUCUGUGUGGGGGGGUGGGGGCGGGGGGCAGGGCGACCACAGACCCACCGCAGGGGGCAUUUACUACAACAACAAGCGUUGAGGCUUCCUUUAACUCACUCGCAGGCACGCAGGCACGCAAACACACACAUACCACACUAGACCCAGACACACACACACACACUUCAGACAACCUACCCAGUACACAUAUUUAUAUGUAGAGAGAGCUGAAGACAGAUAGCAGAGUGGUGAGCGUGGCAGGACCCGGGGGGGGGGGAGGGAGAGGCCUGUUGUAGCUUCAUGUCUCUGAGGUCAGGGCAGUCACAGCUUGUCUUCAGGACCACCACGGGGCUAAAGGCAACAAUUAAUUUAAUAACUGAGGGCAUCAAACUUUUCUUUCAGAGGCCGGGGGGUUGUGUGGAGAGGUUUGGUGUUUUGAAACGGGGAGGGGGGAUUGGGUUUGAGGGAGAAAAAAAAAAGAAAAAAAUGUUUUGCUUUUUUUAUUUUUAACCCAUGAGUCUGUAAUUAGACAGAACUAAAAAAUAAAGACCAUUGUGUAAAAAUGAAA
Molecule: messenger RNA, 1672 nt
Organism: Hypomesus transpacificus
Lineage: Eukaryota; Metazoa; Chordata; Actinopteri; Osmeriformes; Osmeridae
Gene: pabpn1
Product: poly(A) binding protein, nuclear 1
Exons: 7
Coding region: 353-1207 (284 amino acids)
Molecular function (GO): RNA binding
Source: RefSeq, a predicted model, not a curated record